Molecule: messenger RNA, 1295 nt
Organism: Acomys russatus (golden spiny mouse)
Lineage: Eukaryota; Metazoa; Chordata; Mammalia; Rodentia; Muridae
Gene: Abhd13
Product: abhydrolase domain containing 13
Exons: 2
Coding region: 282-1295 (337 amino acids)
Cellular component (GO): membrane
Molecular function (GO): palmitoyl-(protein) hydrolase activity
Source: RefSeq, a predicted model, not a curated record
CUGGCCUCGCACUCCGUGCAGGAAGCGGGAGAACAGGUUAUGUGGGGGCCGGCGGGGGCAUUUGCCGGCGACACCGCGCGCGGGCCGGAAGUGCAGGCUGCGCCAGCCGCGCCGCAGGAGCUCCGGGCUAGACGGUGGCGACGGCGGCCCCUCGGCGGGAGGAGGACGAUGAGGAGCGGCGGGGGCGGCGCGGGGCCUCGCUGCUGCGCGGAGCCGGGUUCCGAGCCCGCGGCCGACUGCGCAGCCCGCCCGCGAGCCUGAGAUACCUACGUGGAGCUACCAUGGAAAAAUCCUGGAUGCUGUGGAACUUCACGGAAAGAUGGCUACUAGCCUUGGCAUCCUGGUCUUGGGCUCUGUGCCGCAUCUCCCUUUUGCCUUUGAUAGUGACUUUUCAUCUGUAUGGAGGCAUUGUUUUACUUCUGUUAAUAUUCGUGUCGAUUGCGGGCAUCUUGUAUAAAUUCCAAGAUGUCUUACUCUACUUUCCAGAGCAGCCGUCCUCUUCCCGCCUUUAUGUUCCCAUGCCCACGGGUAUUCCACAUGAAAAUAUUUUCAUCAGAGCCAAAGAUGGAGUCCGCCUGAAUCUGAUCCUGGUGCGAUACACUGGAGACAAUUCCCCCUACUCCCCAACUAUAAUUUAUUUUCACGGGAACGCGGGCAACAUAGGCCACAGGUUACCGAACGCGCUGCUUAUGCUGGUGAACCUCAAAGUGAACCUCGUGCUGGUUGACUAUCGGGGCUAUGGGAAAAGCGAAGGGGAGGCCAGCGAGGAAGGACUGUACUCGGACGCGGAAGCUGUGCUAGACUACGUGAUGACCAGGCCUGACCUCGAUAAAACGAAGGUUUUCCUGUUUGGCCGCUCACUGGGAGGAGCUGUGGCCAUUCACUUGGCUUCUGAGAAUUCGCACAGGGUGUCCGCCAUCAUGGUGGAGAACACCUUCCUCAGUAUCCCACACAUGGCCAGCACCCUGUUCUCCUUCUUCCCCAUGCGCUACCUUCCUCUGUGGUGCUACAAGAAUAAGUUCCUGUCCUACAGGAAGAUAUCGCAGUGCAGGGUGCCUUCUCUCUUCAUCUCCGGCCUCUCUGACCAGCUGAUCCCCCCCGUGAUGAUGAAGCAGCUGUACGAGCUCUCCCCAUCCCGGACUAAGAGACUAGCCAUUUUCCCAGACGGGACGCACAACGACACAUGGCAGUGCCAAGGCUACUUCACUGCGCUCGAACAGUUCAUCAAGGAAGUGAUCAAGAGUCAUUCUCCUGACGAUGUGACGAAGACAUCAUCCAGUGUCACCAUCAUCUGA